Sorex araneus (European shrew) is the source of this 1849-nucleotide messenger RNA. It is a transcript of the gene SPATA21, whose product is annotated as spermatogenesis associated 21. The coding region runs from base 1 to 1419 and encodes 472 amino acids. The transcript has 10 exons. The record is from RefSeq and is a predicted model, not a curated record. Lineage: Eukaryota; Metazoa; Chordata; Mammalia; Eulipotyphla; Soricidae. Gene Ontology annotation, molecular function: calcium ion binding.
AUGCCCCAGCCGCCCACGGCCACCCUGAAGGGCAAGGCCUACAGCCCCACACCCCCUUCCUCCAGGCCGGCAUCUAAAUCACCCAAAGAAAGAGCAAGGGGCAGUGCGAGGAGCCCCUCGAGAGGGGGUGGCGGGGGGACCCUGGAGCAGGUGAGGGAGCUGGUAGAGAAGAGGGAGCUGGUCCAUAUGCUGAAGCAGUCUCAGGAGCUCCUGCUGGCCACGGCGGCCCAGCAACUCGGCAACCCCCGGCAGGGCUUCAUGAAGUGCUUGUUAGAGGCCGAGGAGGAGGAGGCGGCCUUGCAUCGGAGGGCCGCCAGGGCCCAGGGCCUGCCGAACCGGAAGUCCGCCAGGGCCCUCACCCCGGUGCCCAUCUCAGGCCCCAGCCUGUCUCCCUUCAUCUCUCAGCACCCCCCGGUGGCCACUAUGGCCAUGGCUUCGCCCUGGGUCCGGCUGCCAACCCCGGCGCCAGUCCCUUCCUCGAUGGGAGCCCCAGGGCUGGGCUCAGUGCUGGGGUUGCCGAUCCCCGCUCUGGAGGUGGGCUGGAAGAGGACUGAGCUCUUGCCCCAGAGUGACGAGAGGAACUACUUACGGUACGAGCAGGAGGAGCACACCCUGAUGCAGCUGUUCCAGAACUGGGAGGAGAGGCUGGAGGAGCAACUCACCAUUAAGCAGGAAGAGGCCUUUCGCAGCUACUUUGAGAUCUUCAAAGGCCAUGGUGAAGUGGACGCACAGAGCCUGGAGAAUAUCCUGCUUUACGUGGGCAUCCCCUUGAUGCCGACCCAGGUGGAGGCUGCCUUGAUAAGCGCUGAUGUGGACGGAGAUGGUCAUGUGACCUUCAAAGACUUCUUGACUGUGAUGACAGAUAACAGGCGCUUCUUCUCCUCUGUGGAAGAGAAUGCCCUGACGGACACAGCUCCCUUGAACCCCCACACUCUGUUCUUUGAGAUCCUGUCUCUGCUGGUAGAAAUGCUGGCCUUACCCGAGGCAACCUUGGAAGAGAUCACCAGCUAUUACCAGAAGAAGCUGAAGGAAGUUACCGCUAAGGCCCAAGAGAUGGAACUGGCCGUAGGCCGACUUCGGUCCCGGAAGCAGCUUUCCUUGGAACCACAGCAGGAAGAAACCCUUGUUGAAAUUCCAGACCGCAGGGUCCUCAAGGUCCUGAGCCGGCUGAAGCAGAACUAUGGCACCAAUCUGCAGAGCCCCUGUAUCCAGAUGCCCUGCAUUCCACUCUGCCCUCGGCUGGAAGCAAAGACAAUCAGUCGGAAACAGAGUAGCCAAUACGUGUUGGACCAAAGUGCCACUACCUGCCUUAGCACUGACAUCCGGAGUCUCCUCUUCCAGGCAGGCUCUCAAGGAAGCCGGGAAUACAGCUCUGAUGGGCAAAGGUGGCUCAGCUCUGUGCUGGCUCGGACCCACUGACCCUACCCUGAACACUAACGCAGAGCAGCCAUUCAAGGCCUGAAAACGAACGAAUGGGUCAUGGGGCAAUGAUGCCUGCUGGAUUUGCUCUUGUGGCCCAGUGAACCAAUAAACACCAAGAACCUCCGCCUCCGUGCCUGUGAUGCCAGGGAAGACUCCAUGAAGCCACUUGCCACUGGGCUCUUAAGAAUCAGGACCCCAGCUUCAUCCAGGAUUUGGGGGAGUCCCAUGCCCCGUGUCCCUCUCUGGAUGGGACAUCACCAAGGUAGGCACACGCUCUUCUAACUUGCUGGAAAAGCCGCAGUGAACAUCAGGGAACUUCUUGGGGGGAAACUAUGGCCUCUAGGAGGCCAGGCCCAAGGGAGGGCAAGCGAGCCCCAGGACCCAGCGGCACUCAAGGAAGGGGGCCCUUUGCCAACCUACGCACCAC